Messenger RNA from Cyprinus carpio (common carp), 2418 nucleotides. It is a transcript of the gene snapc1b, whose product is annotated as small nuclear RNA activating complex, polypeptide 1b. The record is from RefSeq and is a predicted model, not a curated record. Gene Ontology annotation, molecular function: sequence-specific DNA binding. NCBI's taxonomy places the organism in Eukaryota, Metazoa, Chordata, Actinopteri, Cypriniformes, Cyprinidae. Gene Ontology annotation, cellular component: snRNA-activating protein complex. Gene Ontology annotation, biological process: snRNA transcription by RNA polymerase III; snRNA transcription by RNA polymerase II.
GCCAUCCGCCAUUAAACGCCAAGAAGAAGAAGCAGCAGCAUGCGAGUGAGACGUAAACACAAACAACAAUGCUAUUUUAUCUCAUUUUAAAACAUAAGCAAUAAAGUCUUUGUGGUGAUUACGGGGCAGGAUGGAUCAUUUCAGAGGACCCGUGAAAACAGACUGUGAAGAACUACUGGCUCGCUUUCAAGCGACCGAGUCAGUUCGGUACGAGCAGUUUGCAGAGAUCUGGAGAGACAUGGACUUCAGCAGCAUCUUCCAUGGUAAACUGGAGCCAAAUGAGAGAAGGCACUUUGCUCGUCUGAUUCUGUCUAUGGUGUCUCCAUACUUUUUUCCUCCUUACACGUUCCAGAUCAGAGUGGGGGGGCUUUAUCUGCUGUAUGGCCUCUUCAACACACAACUCGCCGCUCCCAGAGAGAAGAUCCGCAUUGCUCUGAAGGACUGGAAGGAUGUUAUGCAGUUUCAGAAGGAUGCAGUGAAUGCUAAACAUUAUGAUGUGGUUUAUGUCUUCAGAAAGCUCUUGUCUGAUAAAGCUUUCUGCUUCACAGCCAUGCCAACACCGCUCAAUUUCAGGACAAAGAGGGAAGAUGGAAUGAAGAGGAAAAUCUGUGAAGAGUUUGUUGAUCCGCCAUCACGUCCUCAGGAACUCGUCACCACAGAUGUACUAGAGGAAAUUGCAAAUAUCCAUGAGCAUUAUGAAGGUGUGAAAAAAGCUGUUUUCACUGAACCAGACCCAAACCUGAAUAUUGUACAACAAACCCUGGUUCCCAAACUAAACAGUGCCGUCCUCACUUAUUCCAGCUGGCAGAUGAAUCGUGCAACAUCUGAGCAGCAGGAUGCUGGAGAGGGACCUUCAAAUCAAGAAAGCUCCAGCAGAGCCCAGCUGUUAGCGUCAAUCAAAUCCAAAUCAUAUGGACAAGUUAUAGAGGCUUCCAAGUCCCGACGUCACAGACAGGCAGAAUUGGUCCAAGCAGCUGGACCAGACAUAUCACCAAAGGUGUCAUCAAAAAAGAAAAGAUUCCCAUCACUUAAAACGCGCACUCAAUUACGCUUCAGAACUCAGGGAAAUGAGAGUAAGGGCUCGAAUUUGACCCGGUUGUGGUGUUUGAGUGCAGUGAAAGAAGAGAUGGAACCAGAAAAAAAGAAGAAAAAAUUCAACUGGAAGCCCGUCAAGAGCAGUGAUCCCACUUAGUAGUAAGCAGCACCAUCUGGAUGGAGUGUGAUUGGCGGGCCGCCCAGUGUUAAAAGCUAGUGUGAUUUGUGCUUGGAGCUCAAGUUUUAUUUGAUUUGUUUUAUGUAAUUUUGAACAUUGCUGCUUUUGGCUUAAAAGGGCAGUGAACGCAAGUUGCUUUUAAGACAGCUCUUUUUUUUUUUGUAUUUGGCAUCAGAAUAUGUGAUAGAUAUACAUUUUAGACAGUUAUUUGUUUACUGUUCUUAUACUGUUCUUACAUGUUAUUAAGCAGCUAUUUAAAAUGGAUAGUUUUUUAAGUAUAUUUUGAUGUUUUAAAUGAUGUUGACGAUUUUAUAAUUCAGAAUGUUUGGCUUUCCCUGUUUUUCUUUUGUUUUUAUAUCAAUCCACUUUCUUUCUAUUGUAUUCAUGCCAGCUAAUACAUCUCACACACACUGAGAAACGAGAGUUGUGUGGUCUUUUAUAUGCAUGUGGCCCCGGUCUUUCUAACCUGAAGGUUUUACUGAUGUACUCAUUCGGCUGCUUGAUUUUAAUCAAUAUCUUUUAUCACUUCCAAUCCUAGCAUUUCUUUCCCUUGCUCAUUCAUGUCUCAGCCAAAGUCUGGAGUCACCUGAUAAUUUAGAUCUGCAGCACAGUCAAGAUUGAUGUAGUUUGCACCUAAUAGGCCGUAGCUUUUAAGAUGAAUUCAAUACAUACAAAUCAUAGUGACUGAUUGCACAUAAAGAUUAAUUCCCCUCGAUGCAUGCUGGGAAUAUGAGACACAUAAGUGGUCAGAGUCGCUGUUUGCUAAAUUUGUGCGAAUAUAUAUAGUGUUUCCGACUUCUUUCUUUCCUGAAGAAUGAUAGGAAAUAAUGUUUACAAUAUAAUAAUGCUUAUAAAAAUGGUAUAUUUAUUUUUAGCAACUAACUGCAGCAGCUUUGCAUGAUCUGAGAGUAGAUUUAUAGUAACUUCAUUAAACCUUAAACUAUUCAGUGUUGCUCUUCAUGAUUCAACUGACUUGUAUUUGUAUGCAAUGUGUAAACCCUCUGCAUGAUUUACUUUCUCCUAUAACAAUAUUUAUACAUAUAUCACAGAAUAAUUCAGUAAAUCCGUUUUGUCAUUUUUCUCAAAUGUUUUGCUGGCACUGUUGUCUCACCGUUAGUAAAAAAGUACAUUAAUAUUCGAUCAAACUUGUUGACACAAUUGUCAGUCUUUGUUAUUUUUACACUAUAUUAAAUUAUUUUACAACU